This is a messenger RNA of Caenorhabditis elegans, 1375 nucleotides long. RefSeq lists its product as uncharacterized. The transcript is spliced from 7 exons. The coding region runs from base 2 to 1141 and encodes 379 amino acids. Lineage: Eukaryota; Metazoa; Nematoda; Chromadorea; Rhabditida; Rhabditidae. The record is from RefSeq and is marked reviewed.
AAUGGCGAGUGAUUGGAGACGACAAUCAACGAGUAGAGGAAUUCCGAAUGAGGGACAAAAUGAUGAAAAAGGAAAACCGCUCAUUGGAAGAUCAUUUCUGCUCGAAAUUGAAAAUCGUAUUCUACGAACAAACGUGGCAGAAGGAUUACAUAUUUCUGGUGCUACAAUAAUUGAUUCAUUUGAUGAUGCUUCCCCACAAUGUGUCAUCUCCGAUCACCCGAUGGCUCAAAAAUUAGAAAAAGCAAAGAAAGAUGACCCUCUUUUUAAAAAUGAAAAGAUGCUCAAAAUAAUGCCCGCACUUCUUCGACAAGCAGUGAACAGAAAUAUUAAAGUCAGAACACCGGAAAGAUUUUUAAAUCAAAUGAAUACAUGGCUGGAUCGCCAAGGAAAAACGACAUCAGCAACUACAUCAAAUAGUACAAUUCGUGGAAAACCAUCAUUCGGCCGGGAGAAUAGUGCAAAAAUUGAACGAACGACUCCGAGACUUGUGCCAAGAAUGCCACGUGUCAGCAGUGAUCAGACGUCGAGUCGGCCGAAGGAAGAACGAUGUUUUCUAAGAAUUGAUGUUCCUGGAAAAAGACCAGAAAUUCGGAAUGUCUCGAAAGAAUCAUUUUCAAUUGUUUAUUCUGGAAGAGACACAGGAUUUUCAAUUUUUAAAGCAGCAGAAUCGUCACUUGUGGAAAGAAGGCAACGAGAAUACGAUUCAUUUUUGAAGGGAAAAUAUGAGCCAUCUAAGAAGACUUUCAAAUUUGAUGAACGAGAUAAUUAUUGUCAGUUCUGCCAAAAAACGAUUCUUGGAGACAGGAAAGAUCACGAAAGAACCGAUGAACAUCGCAAUAAGGCUCGAACUCAAGGAAUUACUCAAACAAUGGAAAGAAUUGUUUUGAAUGCUCGAUUACGAGCCGAACGUCAGGAAGCGGCUUUGAAAAGAAAUCAAAGAAAAUCACGAGAAAGUGUGAUGUUUGUAGAAAAGUCGAAACGAGCAAAUGUCGAGUACGAAUAUGGAGAAAAUGAAAUUAAAGCGAAUUGGCUUAUGCUGAAAGCAAAUACAGUGGAAAAGACGACUGAGAAAACAUCGAUUCUUUCUCCACGUCGACGACAGAAAAGAAUGCGGUCACUUUCAAGUCAAGGAGACAUUUAAUUUGUCAUAUAACAUUCUCAUUAUUACUAUUCGAUCUCUUAAAAUGUGUAUUAUCUCACUACAAUAUGUAACUGUAUAUUUGUAUCAAUUCUAGUACUGGUUAUUCGUUUAUUUCUCCCCGAUUUUAUAAUACUUAUUUAUUUUACGGUUAUUUAACUUUCAGCCCAAUUUUUUGUUUCAUUUGCAUUUUAACUUCGGUUUUAACAGGUGCAUAAAUAUUUAUUUCUGAAUUUA